This is a messenger RNA of Cladocopium goreaui, 1008 nucleotides long. The record is from the annotation of a GenBank genome assembly. Lineage: Eukaryota; Dinophyceae; Suessiales; Symbiodiniaceae.
AUGAAGACCGGUCGUGGCAACUGCACGACCACCAUGGGUCGUGGGUUCGUGGGUCUUGGCACUAAUUCAAGUGAAGCAGCGUUGUGUCGAGAGCACCAGCAGUUGCGACUGGUACUCAACGUGCCAGAAGACACGGUCGCAAAGAGCCUCCGCCCGGGGCAUCCACAAUUGGCCUUGCCGAAGAUGUCGCCGGAGGCCGCCAGCUGCGGUGUAGCGGUUUCCGCGCCGCGGAAAGCACUGGAACUGCCAAAGAGCUGUUGGAUGUGCGUCACCUGGCAUCUCUUUACCCAUGAACUCUUGGGAAAGUUUGCGCGAAUCAGCAGCGCUUUCGCUGCGUUGCUGGGAGACGAACGCUGCUGGCGAACCUUGGCGGAACCCAAGAGACCUGCCAUCACGGAGCGGUUGCUGCAGCUGAUGUUGGUGGAGGAGCAGGACUUGUGGGCAUGGCCUCUGUGCCAAGUACGGAAUGUGGAUUUGGAUCUGUCGUGUGCAGAGCACAGUACCAUCCAACAUGUGCGAACUCUGCUCAUGAAAAAAUUGGACGUGGAGGAGACUUUGCAGCAGGUGCGUUUGCGCAAUAUCCCCAUGGCGGCCAAGCCUCGUGAAGAUUCCUACACCGAGUUUGACCAAGAUUUGAUCAGAUUGGUGAACCCGGUACAUCCGAAAUAUCCUGCGGGCUUUUGCACCAGUUUCCUGAUCACAGACCAGCUGGGUUCGCUGCGUCAGCACUUUCACAACUUCCGCUUUGAGAUGUUUCCUUCGCGGUCUGCGGCCGGGGAGCCACUUUCUGCUCUGGAGGUCGUUGCCGUGCGGGGUCUCGAGGGAACGCCCUGGCUCGAAAAGAAACAGUUUGAGGAUCUCUCCACGAAGGCUGCUGAACUGGUGGAGUUUGAGCUGGGACAACUGCGGCAGCUGCCGCCUUCCCAAAUCCUGGUCACGGAUCGCUUUGAAGAUUGGAAAGACCGGUUGGCCAAAGCUUACAGGCGGAUGUUGGCGCUGCACGGAUGA